AUGGCCAAAAAAUUUAAAUACGAUAUUUAUACAUUAAUAGAAGUUAUAGAAAGUAAAGAAUGUUUGUGGGAUAAAACCAAGGAAGUGUCCAAAGAUAAAAUUUUGCGUAGAAAUGCAUGGCGCGAUGUUUGUGCCUUUUUAGAGCCGAACUUUGAGGAUAUGGACCAGAAAAACAAAGACGAAAUUACAAGUGCUGUCAUGAACGAGUGGCUUCCACCAACUGAUUUCACUCCAGCAGGAAACCCAGCAGUUCACACCUCAGCAAGGAAACCAACUGAUUUCACCCCAGCAUGA
Molecule: messenger RNA, 294 nt
Organism: Arctia plantaginis
Lineage: Eukaryota; Metazoa; Arthropoda; Insecta; Lepidoptera; Erebidae
Source: the annotation of a GenBank genome assembly